Messenger RNA from Saprolegnia parasitica CBS 223.65, 1488 nucleotides. RefSeq lists its product as hypothetical. NCBI's taxonomy places the organism in Eukaryota, Oomycota, Saprolegniomycetes, Saprolegniales, Saprolegniaceae. The coding region runs from base 1 to 1488 and encodes 495 amino acids. Gene Ontology annotation, biological process: carbohydrate transport. The transcript has 2 exons. Gene Ontology annotation, molecular function: symporter activity. Gene Ontology annotation, cellular component: membrane. The record is from RefSeq and is a predicted model, not a curated record.
AUGGCCAGCAAGUCCUCCAAGCAGUGGACGACCGCCAAGAUCUUGUCCUAUGGCGUUGGCAACGUCCUCAACGACAUGUGCGCGUCCUCGUGGUUUAGCUACCUCCUCGUCUUCCUCAACGACGUGGCGAAACUCAGCCCCGUCGAUGGCGCGAUCGUGAUGUUCUCGGGCCAAAUCGCAGACGGCAUUGCGACGCCACUCGUCGGCGUGCUCUCGGACCGCUCGACGGGGUUUCCUUCCAUUGGCUUUGGCCGCCGCAAGACGUGGAACGCUGGCGGCUGCGUGCUCGUCAUGCUUUGCUUCUUCUUUGUCUUUGGCGCAUGUCUGCCACGCUGGUUUACCGACGCACCGUCGUCGACGGUGCUCGUGCUCUACUAUUGCACGGCUGCGAGUCUCUUCAACGUCGGGUGGGCGGCUGUCCAAGUGUCGCACAUGGCCAUGGUGCCCGAGCUCUCUUCCAAUGACAAUAUCCGCGUCAUCCUCAACAGCGUCCGGUAUGCGUUCACGAUCCUCUCCAACGUCAUGGUCUUCAUCGCGUUCUUCUUCCUCUUGCACGACGUCUCGCCGUACAACGUGCCCGACCAGCUCAAGUUUACGCUGCUGACGAUCUUCACGAUGGUCGUUGGCGGUCUCUGCACAUUCUACUUUCUCAUUGGCACGGAAGAAAAGUGCGGCCCGACCACUGUCGCCGAGAUCCAAUCGCUGCGUGCGCGCCGCAACAGCCCCGCGGUGCUGGACCACGGCCAUCGCGGCCCGGCCGAUAUGCCGUUUGAGGCCGACCUCACGCCGAUGACACCCUGCUGGUUUAAAGUGUGCAUGUUCUACGAAGUCGGCAUGGUCUACAUGUGCACGCGCCUCAGCGUCAACGUGACCCAAGUCUACAUUCCGUUCUUCCUCACGAUCUCGCUGCACAUGAACGCUGCGUCCAUGGCGAUCGUACCGCUGCUCGUCUACCUCUCGGGCUUUGUUGCGACGUUUGGCAUGCGCUACAUGAACGACCGCAUGGGCCGCGAAGGCACGUUCGCCUUUGGCACCGGUCUCAUGGUCCUCUCGCUCGUUGCGUGCUGGUACCUCACGGUCGAGACGUCGCAUUGGAUCUACCCGCUCUCGACAAUGCUCGGCUUUGGCCAAAGCGUCGUCAUGGUCACGAGCGUCUGUCUCGAGGGCGACCUCGUCGGCGACCAGAAUGAGUCGGGCGCGUUCGUGUACGGCGCGAUGAGCUUCACCGACAAGAUCUCCAACGGCAUUGCCGUGCUUCUUAUCCAGAACGCGCGCCAGGCGCUCACGAACGAUGCGCUCGCGGACGCGUACUUUGUGCGCCAGAUCUACUGCCUCGUGCCCGGCCUUGCCGUCGUCCUCGGCGCCAUCACGCUCUACUGGAUGCGCUACGGUAGCGGCACGCUCAACCUCAAGCCGCGCCGCCAGAGCGUCCACGAAGGCUCGCAGCUACUGCACGAAGAAGGCAGCUACGGGACGGCCCACGUCUAG